AUGCUCACCUCUGCAGUAGCAUUCGUGACUAGCGUCACGCAUACCAGCAUAGCCGGGCUGACCCCAGGCCAGGGGGCCGAUGAAUAUCGCUCUAAGUGUAGGGCGGCUCUCGAGCAGCAAGGCUUCCCACACCCGGACUCAGGGCCUGACAUCUGUCUGGACUGGGGCGUGGUUCUCGAUCGGGACAUCAGACCUCUUCUGAAAGACAGGAAGCCUGGGAUCGCGUCACAAGUCAAAGACGCUGAGGAUCUCACACUUCGCCAAGUCCGGCAGCUCCUCGACGAACAGCAAGAGUUCUGUGAUCUAUUCCGAGUGUUGGAUGAGAAACUAUGUGUGAGGAGGGACAUGAUCAGUGAACAGUGA
This is a messenger RNA of Perkinsus marinus ATCC 50983, 363 nucleotides long. RefSeq lists its product as hypothetical. NCBI's taxonomy places the organism in Eukaryota, Perkinsozoa, Perkinsida, Perkinsidae. The transcript is spliced from 3 exons. The coding region runs from base 1 to 363 and encodes 120 amino acids. The record is from RefSeq and is a predicted model, not a curated record.